CACUAAGAUUGGGUAUCGCACAAUCACAAACUUCAUAUUUCCAUUCGGACUCGGUUAUUACAUACCUACUCUUUAUUUCUAAUUAUAAUCCCAAAAGUGUAACGUAUAAUUACAAAUUAAAUGUUGAACUGAUCCAUAAUAUAGUGGCCUAAAAAAAAUUCCCAACAAGCAUCACAAUUAGGUCCGAUAUACAAUUCCCUACGCUCAAGCUCCAUUUCCGCACGAUAGAAGUGUCUUGCUUUAUGAAUUAAAAUGCCAAAACAAAGGGAUGCGACAAAAAAUAAUAAUGGAAAAAAGGAAGAAGUGAGUAAAUAUAAAAAGAAACGAGUAUUAAAUUAUCUCCAGGAAUAUGGUUGCACCCGAGAUGCAUUGGACGCAAUCGCCAACAGUCGCCGCAGUGACUACAACAGAAUCGUUGAUUAUGUACGCAACACCGCCAGUGAUGCCGAGGCCCGUGUGGCACAGGAAUGUGAUUCUACCUCCUUGGCUAAUACAAAUCAAUGGCUGGAGCUGUUAAAGAAAGCGGAUUUGGCACCGCACUGCCAGUACGAAGCGGCCACCAUUAUGAAUGCCAUAGUUCGGAAUGAGCCCCAACCCCAGCCGGCAGAACUAAACGGUAUAAAUAUGGACGAGGUGUACAGAUUUUUGGAGAACGCACUCACUGGCCAACCACAAAACCUCUUAAAAGAAGCUAGCCAAAAAUUUCUCUGCCAAGAGAUUCAGCUGCUCAUAAACGAAGCAAACAGCGAAUAUGGUGAACAAAUGGUGAAAGAAAUGUACAAAGUCCUCAACAAAUUUAAGGACAUUGACUAUGAAGCGCAUCCCAACAAAUGCGGCAUCGAUCCAUUUUUUCUGGAUAGAGCUGAUGGUAAUACAAAAAGCGAAUAAAACUCAUUUUCACACAUUUAUUAAACAUUCAAAUUCAAUUUGGAAUUAAACUGUACGCUUACAUUGUCACAUGCA
This is a messenger RNA of Scaptodrosophila lebanonensis, 963 nucleotides long. RefSeq lists its product as uncharacterized. The record is from RefSeq and is a predicted model, not a curated record. The transcript has 5 exons. Bases 253 to 888 code for a protein of 211 amino acids. NCBI's taxonomy places the organism in Eukaryota, Metazoa, Arthropoda, Insecta, Diptera, Drosophilidae.